Molecule: messenger RNA, 560 nt
Organism: Tarenaya hassleriana
Lineage: Eukaryota; Viridiplantae; Streptophyta; Magnoliopsida; Brassicales; Cleomaceae
Product: MYB-like transcription factor ETC3
Exons: 3
Coding region: 229-477 (82 amino acids)
Biological process (GO): cell differentiation
Cellular component (GO): nucleus
Molecular function (GO): transcription cis-regulatory region binding
Source: RefSeq, a predicted model, not a curated record
UAGAAACCAAACCGAACAGUGGAAGCUGAGUCCGGUUUCCACACUAUAAAAAUGGCUUCCUCGUGUCCCUUUGGAACGAUACACACACUCUCUCUCUCUCUCGUACAAAACAUCCUGAAGUAUUCUUGUUCUGCCACGAAGCCCUAGAGAUCCUAGGUACGUACUGUACGGCUCUUUAGAAGAAGAAGAAAAUAGUUGCAAAAGCUACAAUCAGUUGUUUCAGUUCAGAUGGAUAAGCACCGCAAGAAGCAGCCAAAGACCAAUCCCCCGCUUGUCUCCUCUUCCUCUGAAGAAGUGAGUAGCAUCGAGUGGGAAGAGGUAAACAUGUCCCGAGAAGAAGAGGAUUUGAUCUGCAGGAUGCAUAAGCUUGUUCGUGACAGGUGGGACUUGAUAGCAGGGAGGAUCCCCGGAAGAAGUGCUAAAGAGGUCGAGAGGUUUUGGGUCACGAAGAACCACCGAACUUCCCAAUUACCUUGAUUUCCCCUCUCCUAUGUAUCAUCGCUUGUUUUUCCCUAUCAAUUAAAAAAAAAGCAAGGUUAUAUAAUAUUGUUUUUUUAUUA